Molecule: messenger RNA, 923 nt
Organism: Rhodofomes roseus
Lineage: Eukaryota; Fungi; Basidiomycota; Agaricomycetes; Polyporales; Fomitopsidaceae
Exons: 3
Coding region: 270-860 (196 amino acids)
Source: RefSeq, a predicted model, not a curated record
CAAGUGUGCCUGGGGAGGUCGGAUCCCGUCCCUGAACAUGAAGUCUGAAGGCGCGUAUCGAAUCCGAUGCACCAGGUAUCGUUCUAGCUUCCCCCCUGAGAGGCAUCCGCCGCAACCGUUCCCUCGGAAGCGCUACAACACUCACAACAGAGCCUGAGUGUGACAAGGCUCAGCAUGUGGCACCCUCUGCGUCCAUUGUGACCACAACCUCCCCUGCAACGUGCAGUCCGUUUAGAUUUACGGUCCAUUCGGUCAACGCACGUCUACACAUGCUAGCGGGCAAUUUAAACCUGCCACAUUACGCAGUGUCACCUCCGGGUCCCACUCUCAAGUCAACCUUCUGUGCCAGCCUAUCCGCAAAGUCAAGCAAUGUCAAAUGCAAAACACACGUCUCGAUAAACUCCUGGCCCCAAACAGGCAAGGAUAUAGGCCUCUCAUUGUCCAGCCAGUGGACAAGCGGACUUCCCGACGUCGCGCCAAAGCCCGGGCCUACAAGCGAGGCCUUUCUUGCCAGUGGCAGCUCUCACCCGCUAAAUAGUGUCAAAGACUCCUAUUCCUGGACGCUCACAGUCGACCCACGUACGUACGCACCCCCACCAUCCAAUCCCGUUGAAAUCCACGAACGGUCGAGCGUCGGCACUCUCUCGAUUUAUCCCUCCCCGGCACCCAGCCUCAGCUCCUCCUCCCCGCCGACCAUUUGUAUUCCGCCCCCGCUUCCCGUCACCGCGUCGACCGCCAAAGAUAAGUGCUCAGCUUACGUCCAAGCCCCCACUCCUCCCCCGCCGACGCGCCCAACACGGGAGUCCAAUACAAACCCUGAAAAUCAAUGGACAAGUCCGCUGAGCGUCGGCAAUGACUGAAUACAUAUCGAAACCGCAGUCACCCCAACUCAAUUCAAGCAUCGUCGUGGCUUGGUACUAGCG